Messenger RNA from Mercenaria mercenaria, 6979 nucleotides. RefSeq lists its product as uncharacterized. Gene Ontology annotation, biological process: signal transduction. NCBI's taxonomy places the organism in Eukaryota, Metazoa, Mollusca, Bivalvia, Venerida, Veneridae. The coding region runs from base 181 to 3576 and encodes 1131 amino acids. The record is from RefSeq and is a predicted model, not a curated record. Gene Ontology annotation, molecular function: protein binding. The transcript has 3 exons.
GUCAAAGACUUCAGGAAAGAAAUUGAGAAUUUUCGGGCCAAUUUUUCCAUAUUGAAGGACAGAUUGUUGAAAUCUUCCAUUUGAGCUUUCUCUUGAAACAAAGAAACAUCAGCCCAUAGUGACGUUUUGGAUUUACAUAUGUCUUAGAGCCUAUUAGGUUUGUCUGUCCAGUCCAAAACGAUGGCGGCUGAAGGUGAGGAAUCAAAGAUGGCAAAAGUCGGAGAAAUUUCUGCUCAAUUGAGAAUUCUCGGUGAUGCACUUGAUAAUGAUCCCGAGUUGAAUAGAUUAAUCAGCAGCCUUGCACGUGAAUCAUAUGUUGGGAGACAUUAUGCUUCGUUUACAGACUUAAUCAGGCAGUUUGUGAUGCUGGUUGCGCAAAGGGCAAACGUACCUGCAAGUAUGGUAGAGAAUGUUAUAAGAAUCUUCCUUUUUAUGUGGGGAAAUCAGGAAAUAAGUGGUAGAGUCUUGCAAGAAUUAUAUCCGGGAACAUCUGUGGACAUUCCUGAAACACCAAUGGAAGAACCAGCUGAAAUGUCAGUGGAUAUUCCAGAAGAAGUGAAGCUUAUGGAUGAUGAAUUUAUACAUCUGUACCACGAGGUUUUAAAAACUGGUCAACAAAAUAUCAGAAAUAUAAGACUGAUGGUGGUUGGAAUGUUUGGUGUAGGUAAAACAUCGCUUGUAGAAAACCUUGUAGAGAAAGCAGAUAGCAGCCAAAAGAGAAUAGUUGAAAGCACAGUAGGAAUUGAUGUGACACAUUGUGACAUAACAGAUGGUAAAUGGGUUGAAAAUCUUUUUGAUACUGAUGCAAGUGAAAAGUUCCUGGAAGUCAUGUCAACAUCUGGUUUGUCUGAUAUUUCAGUUGAUAACGUUGAUGCUGGUAGGGGAACAUUUACAAACGAUAGAAAGGAGAAUCAAAACAUUCAUAGUGGUGUUGCAGAUAAAGAAACAGUUAUAAUAAACGAUAGAAAGAGUGAGUUCAACAGAUCUUCAGGAGUAGAAGAGGGAAAUAAAAGUCACGGAAUAUCACCAAGCCCACAAGAACAUGACAGCAGUUUUGAAGAGUUUAAAAAGAGACUUUCAGAUAUGAUGACCAGAGAGGAUGACCCUCAUGUAAGAUCAAGCAUCAGAGCUUUAUUGAACUCGGCAAAUGAACUGCACCAGCCACUUAAUCCUACUGUGUCAAUUUGGGAUUUUGCAGGACAGUAUAUCUACUAUUCUACUCAUCAUUUUUUUCUAAAUUCUAGAUCUGUUUAUCUUUUGUUGAUGAAUAUUAGUAAACCACUCGGCAGUUUGGUGCAGGAAACAUCAGACUUCCCGCUUUCAGGCUUCCUUCACAAGGAAUUUACCUGUCUCGAAGCAUUUAAGUUUUGGUUGAACUCCAUCCAUAUGUAUAACACGCAACAGGUUCAGCAAGAUGUUAAACCGUCAGUGAUUCUAGUAGGAACACAUAAGGAUUGUCUAUCUGGGAGUGAAGAAGAAAAGGAAAAACAGAAAGAAGACUAUUUCAACGAGGCUUUGAAGUCAUUUAUUGGAUCUCCAGUACUCGAACAUGUUCAUCGUAAAAAGUUUCUCAUUAACAAUUUAAACAAAGAUGAAGAUUUCGAAAAAAUCAGAGAGGAAGUGUUGAACUUGGCCAAGAGGCAAAAUUAUUGGGGUGAGGCUCGGCCAGCUAAGUGGAUAUCUCUAGAGAGAACAUUUCAGGGACUGAAAUCAGAGGGGAAAGAAAUAAUCACAUUUGAUGAGGUUAAAGAUGCUAAUGGAAAAAAUGAAAUUCCAAUAGAGAGUGAAGAAGAGCUUAGGUUUUUUCUACAGUUUCAGCAUUCCCUUGGCAAUAUUCUCUAUUAUGAAACAGAAUUGCUCCAGAACUAUGUAAUCUUGUCUCCACAGUGGAUAAUUGAUGCAUUUAGAUGUUUUGUAUCACAUGUUCAAGACAAAGAUCCCAAGCAGUUGAUGUUAUGGGUAAAUUACGAGAAGAAAGCAAUUCUAACACCAGAACUAAUAGAUGAAAUCAUUGACAAUAAGGAGAAAAACAAAUGUUUCAGAGAUUAUAAAAAGCAAAUUAUUGAGUACAUGGAACAUUUAGAUAUGAUUGCCAAACCAGCGGAUACUGUCAUACAUGGCUCUGGAAAAACCAAACGUUUAGAAUAUAGCAAUCAAGAUCAGAAAGUUGGCCGGUCGCUUUCUGAAGUUGAUUUAGAAACAGACUUUGUCAACCCUCUAUCCACAUCAGAUAGUUCUGAAGUCUUGUCUCCAUUCACUCAGGCAAACGGGGUUCCAUUGUCACAUGGCACAAACAAGUUGAGUGGUCCACAAGCAGGUUUAUUUGACCGGGACAAGAAUACAUCUGCAGCUCCAGCACCUGCAAGUUUCUACAUUGUUCCAUCGUUGUUGAAAUCAAGACCUCCGAAGAGUGAGAUAUCUGAGCUCAUCAAUCCAUCAUGUAACGAGAAAACAUCAAUACUAUGCAUGAAGUUUAGAGAUGGAUUUAUGCCACCAUCAGUGUUCCAUAGAAUGUUAGCAGUGUGCAUUAGAAAAUGGGAAAUAGUGGAACAAAAGGGGCAGUAUCUAUUGUUCAAUGGUUUUGCAGCGUUUUAUGUUUCAGAUACAUCCACACUUACUGUCUGGUUCCAUGACAACAUCAUUUAUGCCAGGGUUUCUUUUUAUGAAAAGGUAGAAAAGUCACUAGAUCUAGCACAGAAAAUAAGGGAAUUUCUUGUACAAAGUUUGACUGAAAUUCUUAGAAUAUUACCAAAGGAAAGCAGAAUUCUUGAGAUAAUGCCAUUCGACGAAUUCAUACAAUGCUCCUGUGUUACCGGUUUUCAACCAGAUGUAGGGUUGUUGAGAAUGAGAGAUUUUCUAUAUAACGAUGCAAUAAUGUGCAAACAUGAAAUACAUUCUGCCAGAAAACAUGAAAGCAUUGGUCUGUGGUGUUACAAGUCCAUUCAAAAACAGCUGACCACAUCUGUACCAGACGUUGUAUUACAAAGACGGCCAACAGUAAAAGAGCUAGGACGAGUCACGGGGGCGAUCGGAAAUGAGUAUUUCCGACUUGGGAUAGAAUUAGGUUUGUCUAGUGCCUCAUUACAGCAGAUCAGAGAUGCAGACAGGUUUCACCUUCCAACUAGAGUUUACCACAUGUUAUAUACAUGUUCAUUACAUGGACAGAAUGUCUACAGCCAAGAGUUAACAGUUAAACACUUGCGAAAUGCAAUGAUUGCAGUAGAGUCAGAUAUUGAAAAGUUUGACUGUGUGUUUAGUGGGGCUCUGGGCAAAGAAAUAAAAUUAGAAAAACGUGAAGGAGUAGAUUUCAGUAAAAAACCAACAACUGCAGAGCUUGCUUUGCUUGCUGAUGGUAUUGGGGACGAGUACUGGCUGCUGGGAAUUGAACUUGAAAUACCAGAAACAACAAUGCAGCAUCUUAGAAAUGACAAUAUAAACAUGGCAUCUCGAGUGUAUAAUAUGCUACUUAAAUGGAACAAGGGUGAUAGAAACAUACAAGAACUAGGAAAGGCAAUGGUUCUGGUUGGGGCAGAUCUUGAAAGUUUCUAUAAAGUUUUCUCAAAUGUACAGACUUGAGAAAAUAGUUUGUUCGUGUAGGUGUGCGUUACAAAACAGAGAGUGCCAGUGGUAACAUUAGAAGAUACAUGUUUUAAGUGUGGUUGUCAGUUACGUUUAGAGAGCAAACCAUUCCUGGUCUAGAAACUACUUACACCAGUUAGGUUUACAGACAAGCAUUAUGUAAUUGAAAAAGUUUAGAAAAUAUUAUAUAAAUUUCUGUCAAACCAGAAAAACAGAUCUCAACAAGUUUGAGGCUAACUGUUUAAAGAAAGAAAAGUUCAUUUAUUACGGUGAUGUCAGUUGGUUUUAUGUUUGCCCCUGAAGCCAAGACUGACUGCAUAUUUAUCCAAAAAAGUAUUGUGUUUAUGUGCAAAAUGUACUGUAUGCUGUUUUACCAUAUUAUGGUUGUGGACCUGUAAUAAUAAUCAGCAAUUUUGGUUUGUGAACAAUUUUCUGUUAUGGCCGAAGGAUGCUGAAAUCAAAUACGGAGGAUACGUAAUUGCACGGAAAUUGCCGAUUGCCAUUUUGGGUCCACUACCUUAAUCUAUCUGUAUGUUCUCAAAAACAUGUAUGUCUCAUAUAUAACUAUGAUUGAAGUGUUUUGAGUGAAACUUCAAAAUUUCUAUGCAUAUGUGUCUUGCGAAUAGUCAGCUCCAUAGACUAUUCGGUUGACUGUACCUCCAAGGUCAAGGCCACAGGCCAUGGCAUGUUAACUUUUUUUGCACAAUCAUAUAUAGUAUUUCGUGUCGCAACAAUAACUACUAAAAGUAUUAAGGGAAUUCAAUGAAGCUUCACAGGAAUGUUAAGCAUAAUGCGAAGGUGAAGAAGGUGUGUCAUGCACAAGAGGUAGAUCUAUAUCGCCAAGUUCUAGGGUACAGCUAGACAAGGACAGUUACAGAUAGUAUUUAGUGUCUCAGCCAUAAGCAUAUUAGUAUUCCAAUGAUCCAAAUGUUAAGCAUAAUGAAAGAUGUGUCACAUACAAGAGUCUGGUCUGUGCCUGUAAGGUCAUGGCCACAAACAAGGGCAUUAGCAAUUUUAUGCACAUUCUGAUGUAGCAUUUUGUGUCACGGACAUAACUUUUGAACAGUUCAGGUGAUUCUAAUACAUUUUAUCACAAGUGUUGGGAAUAUUUGUCGCUCACAAAAGUUUUCAUAUUAUGUUGAUAAAUGACGUUUGAUACUCAAGAGAAUUUUUCAUAUGUUUGCAAAACCUAUAGCUUAAGGCGAGCCCCUUGGAAAUGUAUCAUUCAAAGCAGCUAGUUGCAAAACCAUAUCCAGUUAUUAGACAGUAUUUAAUUUUAAAAUUGAAUUUGUGCCAUUUGUGUUUCUUAAACAAAGUUCUUACUUUUCCCUGGUAUGCAUUGUCAAUAAUAAAUUAUUCCAUUAAACUUUUGAAACUACUUCAAGUUAUAAUUCGCAAUAUUGGUUCUGUAGGCAUAUUAAACGAAGUAUUUGACUUUUGACUAUGAAAGAUUAAAUAAUACUUCUUUAAUUACAAAAGUAGUUUCAAAAGCUUACCUAGCACGAUUGUUGAUUUAUUUUAUUAAAACUUUGUAGAAAAUUGAUUAAUUGAUUACUUGAUUACUAGUUGUCAGGCAUUUUGUAGAAUAUUUAAAAAAAAGUACUUCAGUUUCCAUGUAUUGCAAAUAGACCUCUAGCUAUUGAAAUAUCCCAGUUAAAAUUAGAUUGGUGAAUGAAGAACUUAUCUGACCCUGAAAUUGUUGUGGUUACUAUGCAUUAAUAUGUUUUGAUGUCUGUUAUAAUAAAGAUGCAACAUAUGUAUAAAAAUAAGAUAUGCAUUUAUAUAAAAAGACAGUCUUGUAUGAACUGAGAAAGUUGAUUUUCAACACUUGAAUACAAAUGCAAUGAAUUAAUACCAACUGUUCAGUAAUACAUGUAGUUCUUGUUUCUAUGAACAUGUAUAAUGUAUAUGCAUCAGUAUUGCCAAAUAAGAUAAAUUUCAUGUAUAAUGGUGUAAUUAUUUGAUCUCUAAUACUAUAUCUGUAUAGCAUUUUGUAUGCACAAUUAUAGAUACUUGUAUUGAUAUGUACAUUUUGUUAAUUUACAUUUCCAGAGUGAAAUAAAGAAUGCUCAGCUUAAAAAGCAAAUUUAUUGUUUUGUAUGCUUUUAUGGACAUAACUUUUGAACAGUUCAGGUGAUUCUAAUACAUUUUAUCACAAGUGUUGGGAAUAUUUGUCGCUCACAAAAGUUUUCAUAUUAUGUUGAUAAAUGACGUUUGAUACUCAAGAGAAUUUUUCAUAUAUUUGCAAAACCUAUAACUUAAGGCGAGCCCCUUUGAAAUGUAUCAUUCAAAGCAGCUAGUUGCAAAAUCAUAUCCAGUUAUUAGACAUUAGUAUUUAAUUUUAAAAUUGAAUUUGUGCCAUUUGUAUUUCUUAAGCAAAGUUCUUACUUUUCCCUGGUAUGCAUUGUCAAUAAUAAAUUAUUCCAUUAAACUUUUGAAACUACUUUAAGUUAUAAUUCGCAAUAUUGGUUCUGUAGGCAUAUUAAACGAAGUAUUUGACUUUUGACUAUGAAAGAUUAAAUAAUACUUCUUUAAUUACAAAAGUAGUUUAAAAAGCUUACCUAGCACGAUUGUUGAUUAAUUUUAUUAAAACUGUUAAAGAUUAAAUAGUACUUCAUUAAUUACAAAAGUAGUUUAAAAAGCUUACCUAGCAUGAUUGUUGAUUUAUUUUAUUAAAACUGUUUAGAAAAUUAAUUAAUUACUUGAUGACUAGUUUUCAGGCAUUUUGUAGAAUAUUAAAAAAAGUAUUUCACUUUCCAUGUAUUGCAAAUAGACCUACCUCUCUAGCUAUUGAAAUAUCCCAGUUAAAAUUAGAUUGGUGAAUGAAGAACUUAUCUGACCCUGAAAUUGUUGUGGUUACUAUGCAUUAAUAUGUUUUGAUGUCUGUUAAAAUAAAGAUGCAACAUAUGUAUAAAAAUAAGAUAUGCAUGUAUAUAAAAAGACAGUCUUGUAUGAACUGAGAAAGUUGAUUUUCAACACUUGAAUACAAAUGCAAUGAAUUAUUACCAAAUGUUCAAUAAUACAUGUAGUUCUUGUUUCUAUGAACAUGUAUAAUGUAUAUGCAUCAGUUCUGCCAAAUAAGAUAAAUUUCAUGUAUAGUGGUGUAAUUAUUUGAUCUCUAAUACUAUGUCUGUAUAGCAUUUUGUUAAUUUGUAUGCACAAUCAUAGAUACUUGUAUUGAUAUGUACAUUUUGUUAAUUUACAUUUCCAGAGUGAACUAAAGAAUGCUCAGCUUAAAAAGCAAAUUUAUUGUUUUGUAUGCUUUUAUUAGAUAUUUUCACAAAGUGCUUUGUAACAUUUUAAUCAGGUAUAAGAUACCAAAGUUGUUGCAUUAUAUUUACAGAUCCUUCUUUCUUCUUAUAAAGUUGAUAAUGGUGGCAUUAAAUGCAAAAUGAAUUUC